Messenger RNA from Elgaria multicarinata webbii, 3188 nucleotides. RefSeq names its product oocyte zinc finger protein XlCOF6-like. The coding region runs from base 277 to 2751 and encodes 824 amino acids. The transcript is spliced from 5 exons. Gene Ontology annotation, biological process: regulation of transcription by RNA polymerase II. Lineage: Eukaryota; Metazoa; Chordata; Lepidosauria; Squamata; Anguidae. The record is from RefSeq and is a predicted model, not a curated record. Gene Ontology annotation, molecular function: DNA-binding transcription factor activity, RNA polymerase II-specific; RNA polymerase II cis-regulatory region sequence-specific DNA binding.
CUUCCUCUUUUUCGGUGGGGGAAUGUGGAGCGGGGCCUCUCCACUGUUAGCCCCUUUGCAGGCGCUGCGCCGCGCAAGCCCAGGAAAUCCCCUUCUUCUCAUCAGCUCCUCUUGUGAAACAAUGUGGUCACCUAGGGACUGUGGCGUUCUGCAGUACCCCUGAAAACGUCCCAUCGAUUGUGUUGGUCAACGCUUCUUCGUCGUGGUUGCGUGUGUUCUGGCCUUUUCCAAAUAAAUCCAAACGAGAUUGCAUCCAGGGUUUGGGAGGAGGCCAUCAUGAGACACAAAAUGGUGCCCGAGAAGGGAAAAAGCCCAAAUGUAGAUUUCCAGGACCGGGCUACACCAGAGCUACAAGAAAGGGGACAGCUGGAGGAGCAAGGUCAAGCAGGCCUUGAAUCGAGAGCUGGAUUGGAGAGGCCGAGGAGAACCUCUCCGGAUCCUGAGGCAGGGAAUCAUCAGGCUUCUGUGAAAAGGGAAGGGCCGGAACCUGGGUCGAACGAACCCGGGGACAGGCGGUUGAAAUACUUAGACCCCCGUGCGGCUUUGAAGGCCGCACAGUCUCGCAACUCUGGGUGGGGAAACCCGGAGCAGCCGGAGUCUGAGCCGUGGGAGAACGCCAAGGCUUGCUUGGCGUCGCUGGAGGGCGCGGCCCAAGCGUACCGGAAGUUCAAAGGGCUGCCGGACCUCAGCAGGGGAAGCCCAGGGGACUGCAGAAGGCACGAGGUGCCCAGGAUGGAGGAGAUCCUGAGGGAUGACUCGGUUGCCAUGGACGUGCAGCAGACGCUCUUCCGGGAGUUCCGUUACCAGGAGGCCGAGGGGCCCCGGGAGGCCUGCAGCCGCCUCUGGUACCUGUGCCACCGGUGGCUGAAGCCGGAGAGGCACACCAAGGAGCAGAUCCUGGAGCUGGUGAUCCUGGAGCAGUUCCUGGCCAUCUUGCCCUCGGAGCUCCAGAGCUGGGUGAAGGCCAGCUGCCCUCAGACCUGCGACCAGGCAGUGGCCCUGGCCGAGGAUUUCCUGCCGCGCCAGCAAAAGACGGGGUGUCUAGACCGAGAGGGGCCAGGAUUGAUCCCGGAGAUGGCCUUGAGUUUCCCCGAAGCUGAGCAGCCUCCGUCGGUUCCAGGAGAGAAGCAGCGUUGCUCUGAGAUCAAGCAGGAGCGUGACGGCGACAUCGAGUCGGAGGGGGAUGAGUGGGUGUUUGAGACCAGGCAAGAGGACCCUCAGCUGGAAGAUCCUGAGCCGGUGAAGCUCCGUGGAACCUCCUGGGGACGUCUCCCCUGGCCCCGAGAGGGCGGAGAACCUUCUGCAAGUUGCGCCAAUGACAGAUCAGAGAGGGAAAACUGCCAGGAGCAGAGAGUGGCCGACCCAUUUCCUCCUGCAGAAGAGGGUGGGGAAAUCAGCCAACCCAUCGUCGUCAAGAGGAGGCGUAGAAGCCGGGGAAAGAAGACCUGUGGCGUGUGCGGGAAGACCUUCAGCCGGAGCACGGUGCUGGCCGCACAUCAGAGGACCCACACUGGGGAGAAGCCAUUUAUGUGCCAGAGCUGUGGGAAAUGUUUCAGCUUCAAGUCCACCCUGGUGGCCCACGAGAGGACCCACACGGGGGAGAGACCCUACACCUGCGACCAGUGUGGGAAGAGCUUCACUGUCAGCUCGGUCCUCACUCGGCACUACCGGGUCCACGUCGAAAAGGAGCUGUUCAACUGCUCCGAGUGUGACAAGAACUUCACCCAGAAGUCACAGCUGCUCAACCACCAGAAAAUCCAUGUGCGGGAGAAGCCCUUCAAGUGUGCACAGUGCGGAGAGGGCUUCAGCCGGAGCUCCAGCCUCAAGAAGCAUGAGGGCUCCCAUACAGGCGAGAAGCCCUUCAAGUGCCCUGAUUGUGAGAAGUCCUUCAACACAUCCUCCCAGCUGGUCAAGCACCACCGGGUCCACACGGGUGAGAGGCCGUAUACCUGCUCGGAGUGUGGCAAAAGCUUCAGCCACCGGACCACGGUGCUCGUUGCACAUCAGAGAACCCACACCGGGGAGAAGCCGUUCAUGUGCAAAGAUUGUGGGAAGUGCUUCAGCCUGAAAUCCACCCUGGUGGCCCACGAGAGGACCCACACGGGGGAGCGGCCCUACACUUGCUCGCAGUGCGGGAAGAGCUUCACCGUCAGCUCCGACCUCACGCGGCACUACCGGAUCCACAUCGGAGAGAAGCCGUUCAACUGCUUGGAGUGCGGCAAGAGCUUCAGCCGGAAGACGCAGCUGCUCAACCACCACAAAGUCCACACCAGGGAGAAGCCGUACAAAUGCUCACAGUGCGGGGAGACCUUCAGCCGGAGCUCCAGCCUCAUGAUCCACGAGGGUUCCCACACGGGGGAGAAGCCCUUCAAGUGCCCGGACUGCGACAAAUCCUUCAACACGUCUUCCCAGCUGGUCAAGCACCACCGGGUCCACACGGGGGAGAGGCCGUACACCUGCUCGGAGUGCGGCAAGAGCUUCAGCCAGCGACAGAUCCUGAUGGUGCACCAGAGAAUCCACACGGGCGAGAAGCCCUUCAAGUGCGCCACCUGCGGGAAAUGCUUCUGCGACCGGGCCGUCCUCAUCCGGCAUCAGAAGGUCCACACGGGGGAGCGGCCGCACCAGUGCGCCACCUGCGGCAAGAGCUUUUCCCACCGCGCCGUCCUCGUUCGACAUCAGAAGAUCCACACCAGGGAAGCUUUCAACAUCCUGACGCUGGAGGAGGAGCUCCCGCCCAGUGAAGCCUCGUAAAAGCUCAGACCAAUAUUGCCUUGGCUUGCAGGGUGGCUACGGGGGACCCCAGGGCAGCCCAAUGCAGCAUGCAUUUAGGCAUGUGUUAAACCAGUGACCGUAAUACCCUUUUACCUGUCUAUCAUCACAGAGGUGUCUAACCUUAGGCCCACGGGCCAAAUCUGACCAGUGCAGGCUGGUGGCUCCAAUUCCAGUGGGGCUGGGAAUCCAUUCCGGCUUUUGGUCAAAACCAGCCAGAUCUCUAACAGAGUCAUCCAAGGUGAUGAACUCAUUUUGGGGAUAGGGGUCAGCACCUUGGACAGCUCCUUUCGAGCGCUGGCUGGUUCUGACUGAAACCCAGAAUGGAUUCACAGCCUCACCGACAUUGGAGCCACCAACAUCUACUGAAUCUGACUAAACCUAGGGGCCAUCUGUGGCCCUCUGGCAUGCCCCCUGCC